AUGUAUAGCAAGCUUUGGCAGGGAUCCUUGGCUUUUACAGGCCUUCUGGGCUUAGUUCACACUUCACCUAUCGAGGCAAGGGAUGUGACUGCCGCCAAUGCUGAGAACGCAUAUAAUCAGCUUCAAACUUGGUAUAACACCUCGAAUGGGCUUUGGAUUCCCUCGACAGGCUGGUGGAACAGUGCCAACUGCUUGACGGUCAUCUCCAACCUUGCCGCGGUCGAUGGCAAUCUGAAAAGCGCUGUCACAAACGUUUUAUCACAGACCUAUACCAAAGCCCAGCAAUAUAACGGCGCGCAAGUGGCAAAGGUCUCUGGUAUUGCAAAUGAUCAGCCUUUCCUGCCGCGGACGUAUUAUGCACAUCAGUAUCCGGAAUUUCCGUCAUGGCUGAAUGUAAAGCCAGCUUCCGCUCAGGCGAGUGGCGGAUUCUUGAAUGGUUAUUACGACGAUGAGGGCUGGUGGGCAUUGGGCUGGAUCGCGGCCUACGACUUGACCGGAAACACCCAGUAUCUCUCGCAGGCCCAGACGAUUUUUAACGACAUGAACGCAGUGUUCGGCAAGACGAACUGCUCGACUAACAGCGGAGGCACGGGUGGUAUUUGGUGGGACAAGGCUCAUACUUAUGUCAAUGCCAUUGCCAACGAACUCUUCUUGAGCGUGGCAGCCCACCUUGCCAAUCGCGUCCAAGGAGGCAGUGUCGACUAUCUGUCCAUAGCGAAACAGCAGUGGGCUUGGUUCAAGGGAUCUGGCAUGCUCAACUCAGGAAACACCAUCAACGACGGGCUGGACCAGACGACCUGCAAGAACAACGGCGGUACUGUGUGGUCGUAUAACCAGGGCGUGGUUCUCGGUGGCCUGUCUGAACUCAGCAAGGCUACCAACGACAAUUCAUAUACCACGACCGCCACAAGCAUUGCAAAUGCAGCAAUCUCAGCCUUGGCUCCCAGCGGAAUCUUGACAGAUCCAUGUGAGCCAAAUUGCGGUGCGGACGGCACUCAGUUCAAAGGUGUCUUCACCCGCAACUUGCAGGUGUUGCAGAAGGCCGCGCCGCAAUCCAGCUGGGUGACCUUCCUCGACAACAAUGCCAACAGCAUCUGGAACAACGACAGGGAGAAUGGAUAUCAACUGAGCGUGAAGUGGGCCGGUCCUUUCAUUGCGCCGGCCAAUGCAUCUACGCAGAGCUCGGCGAUGGAUACUAUUGUGGCAUCGCUCGCGACAUAG
This is a messenger RNA of Zasmidium cellare ATCC 36951, 1221 nucleotides long. Its product is annotated as glycoside hydrolase family 76 protein. The transcript has 3 exons. Lineage: Eukaryota; Fungi; Ascomycota; Dothideomycetes; Mycosphaerellales; Mycosphaerellaceae. Bases 1 to 1221 code for a protein of 406 amino acids. The record is from RefSeq and is a predicted model, not a curated record. Gene Ontology annotation, biological process: carbohydrate metabolic process.